This is a messenger RNA of Capsella rubella, 997 nucleotides long. Its product is annotated as 36.4 kDa proline-rich protein. The transcript has a single exon. The coding region runs from base 29 to 775 and encodes 248 amino acids. The record is from RefSeq and is a predicted model, not a curated record. NCBI's taxonomy places the organism in Eukaryota, Viridiplantae, Streptophyta, Magnoliopsida, Brassicales, Brassicaceae.
UUCACAAACCCGAACCCUAAACCUCAACAUGGGUCUUCUACACAAGCAAAACCUCACCUUUGUGAUACUCCUCCUCCUCGGUCUCCUCGUCGUCUCUUAUGCUUGUGACUGUAGUGACCCUCCUAAACCUUCUCCACACCCCAUUAAACCGCCUAAACAUCCCGUUAAACCGCCUAAGACCCCCACUGCCAAACCACCUACUCACACCCCAAAACCACCCACCGUUAAACCACCUCCUCAUACCCCAAAACCGCCCACCGUGAAGCCUCCACCUUCAUGCCCUCCACCUCCUCCCACUGUGAGGCCUCCACCACCCCCUACACCGUUUACUCCACCUCCUCCCACUGUGAAGCCUCCACCACCACCCACCGUGAUGCCACCACCACCUCCAGGUCCAACACCAGAGACGCCAUGCCCUCCACCACCCCCUCCACCAACCCCAUGUCCACCUCCACCUCCACAUCACGUACCAACACCUAAACCAGAGACUUGUCCAAUCGACGCACUGAAACUAGGCGCGUGUGUGGACGUGCUAGGUGGCUUGAUUCACAUCGGACUAGGGAAAACUUACGCUAAGGCAAAGUGUUGCCCACUUCUUGGCGACUUGGUUGGUCUUGACGCAGCGGUUUGUCUCUGCACCACCAUUAGAGCGAAACUUCUCAACAUUGACCUCAUUGUUCCCAUCGCUCUUGAGCUUCUUGUCGACUGUGGUAAGACUCCACCACGUGGCUUCAAGUGUCCAGCUCCCGUAAACAGGGCUCCUGCCUUGGGUUGAUCUCUUUUGUGUUAAAAAAUUUGAUACGAUAAAAAUUAUCAAGAUCUAGAUUCUUCUCUUUAUGUUUUGCGAUAGCGAAAAGAGCAAUUUAAAGGAUCUAAAUAUCGUUAUACAUUUCUCUAAAAAAUUUUAUGUAAUUGUAAGGUGAUUAUGUACGUUGAAAUAAUGUUAUACGAAACUCGAUUUUUAAAAGGACAAAUUCACUACGGCAGUGGUCAUUAA